AUGAUAAGACGGUUACCUCAACCCUUCAUUCGUCAAUACAGAAACAGCAGUAAUGCUAGCAACAGAUUCUCAAGCACCCGAAUACGGAGAUUGAGCACCAGCAACAAUAAUCAAAACAAACAACAACAGGCUACUUUGAGACAAUUUCAAGUGACUCCGGUGCAAGUUGGUUUGAUCUUUGUGGGUGGGGCUUUAUCUGCUCGCUUUGUCUACAAUAGCUUUCUCUUAGAUCCUUCUUCUCAAGGAGAUGGUAUUCUCCGGGAUGGUUCCAAGGCAACCGUCCUCUUACAGUCAUCAGCCUUAUUGCAGUCAAAACCCAACCAACUGACGAUUGAUCAAGUCGACGACGAAACCAAGACUCUUCAACGAGUCGAUGCCGAAUCCUUUGACAGGUUUUGUCAAGAGCAACGAGUUAUAUUAAAACAGGCUCGCGAACAAUCCAGGAAACUAGCCAAGGAACGAUUGAAACAAGAACUCCAAGAAGCCUUUGGAGAUUCCUACCAACGAAUCCCAACCUUUUCGUCGUGGUAUUUUGCCUAUGCGACGACUUGGAAAUUGUUGAGUGCCGCUGGUAAAUCGGCAGCCAAACAUGCGAUUGAUUUCAAAAGCGAACAUACGCUGUCAGAAGCCGUUUCCUAUGAUUUGCAAGUCUUGGUGUGCAAAAAGUACGAGGCGCUCAUCCUCAAACCCAAAUUGACCGAUGCAAAAGUCCACAAGGCCUUUGUGGACAGUUUGCAAGCAGCCCAUCAAGAUUAUUUACAGGCAUUGGAAAAUCUUGAGACUUCGGUAGCAACCUUUGUCCAAAACGAAACCAAAGAGGCGACCGGCGCCGCUCCCACGACACGGGACGUUGUGGUGCAUGUCGAUUGGAAGGCACAACUUCAAAAGGUGGAUCAUUUGCCGUUGAGUUUUGAAAAGUCACCUCAAUUUUCCAUGGCCUUGAUUGGAAGUUCCGUCAUUGGUGGCAAAGUGGUGGGAGCGGGAAGUGCCGUGACGGCCACCAAGGCAUUAAUGGGCAACUUGGUGAGUCCCUUUGUGUCCAAAGCCGUCACUGCCACGCUAGUGGGAAAAGGAGGUGGAGCUGCCGCGGCAGGCAUUGCCGCCGGAGGUGCGGCCGGUGGUCCAUUGGGAGCGGCAUUUGGGGCCGCGGUAGGAGUGGGAGUGGACAUGACCAUCAACGCGGGUGUUGGCUUGAUGCAAAAGGGAUCCUUUGAAAAGGAUGUCAAAGAGGCCAUGGAUGUGACCAUUUUGGAAUGGGAAGAAAAUCUAUGGCCCGAAUUGGAAAAGACUCAAGGAAUUUGGUUUGACCGUGCCGAUGCCGUGCUCGGCGGGGCGAAACCAAGGACUGCUACUACUGGAACUACUGCUGGAAAAGAAGCAGUGCCAUUGUCAUCGUAG
Messenger RNA from Cylindrotheca closterium, 1398 nucleotides. The record is from the annotation of a GenBank genome assembly. Lineage: Eukaryota; Bacillariophyta; Bacillariophyceae; Bacillariales; Bacillariaceae.